This is a messenger RNA of Lates calcarifer (barramundi perch), 930 nucleotides long. RefSeq names its product olfactory receptor 10A6-like. Gene Ontology annotation, biological process: G protein-coupled receptor signaling pathway. The record is from RefSeq and is a predicted model, not a curated record. Gene Ontology annotation, molecular function: olfactory receptor activity; G protein-coupled receptor activity. The transcript has a single exon. Lineage: Eukaryota; Metazoa; Chordata; Actinopteri; Centropomidae. Gene Ontology annotation, cellular component: membrane. Bases 1 to 930 code for a protein of 309 amino acids.
AUGAUGAACUCUACACAGGUUUCUUAUUUCACCCUUGCUGCCUACUUUGACACUGGGGUUUUGAAAUACUUGUUUUUCAUUAUCAUCAUGUCUUUAUAUAUUUUAAUUCUUUGUGCCAAUGUGUUGCUGAUAGUGAUUAUUUGUAUGAACAGAAGUUUACAUGAACCUAUGUACCUGUUUCUGUGCAGCCUGUUUGUAAAUGAACUGUAUGGUAGUACAGGGUUGUUUCCAUUCCUUCUGCUUCAGAUCCUCUCUGACAUUCACACUGUUCCUGCUUCUUUUUGUUUCCUGCAGAUUUACUGUGUUCAUUCAUAUGGAGCUGUAGAAUAUUUAAACUUAGCCAUCAUGUCUUAUGACAGAUACCUCGCUAUCUGUUAUCCUCUACAAUAUAACACACGAAUGACAUCUAACAAGAUUGCCGUACUUAUAGCUGUGACAUGGUUAUACCCCUGUUUUGCAAUGGUUGUUUUGUUAUCUUUGACUUCUCCUUUGCAACUGUGUGGGAACAUCAUUUACAAAGUUUACUGUGAUACUCACUCUGUUGUCAAACUGGGAUGCUCUGACACCACUGUCAUUAACAUAUAUGGACUCAUUGCUACUUUUAGCACAGUCUUUGGUGCUUUACUUUUAAUUCUUUACACUUACAUGAAGAUUUUUUUAGUUUGUUUUUCUGGUUCUAAACAGACCAGACAAAAAGCUGUCAGUACCUGCACACCUCACCUUGCUUCACUGAUCAACUUUUCUUUUGGGGCUAGCUUUGAAAUAUUACAGAGCAGAUUUAAUAUGAGCAGUGUUCCUAAUAUGUUGAGAAUAUUUUUAUCAUUAUAUUUUCUCACAUGCCCUCCUCUCUUCAACCCUUUAUUGUAUGGCCUGAAGAUGUCCAAAAUCUGUGUUAUAUGUAAAAGUCUAAUAUCAAAUGCAGGCCAUUAG